AAUUAGCUGGAUUUCUGAUUUUGAUAACAUGAAUUUUGAGAUAUUUUGUUACCUAAUAAAUUAGGAGGUUGAAAUAGUGGAUAGGGUUUCUAAUCUCUCUAGUGCAGGACCACACUAAGAUCACAAGAUCCACAAGCUAAAGGGAUGGAUCAUCAGUUGCAGCAGUACAUGUGCGGCCUCUGCUGCAAACUUAACUGCUUCCGCUUUGAUUUAAACAUAUUAAGCCCACACCUGAGCGGCAAAGUACUAGUCAUCCAAAUAGUUCAUGCUCGUUCUCAAGGAUGCUAUGAUUGGGAGAUCGAAACAAGCGGCGGCCCUCCCCAAAUUCUUCGUUAUUGCGACGGCGGUGGUGGUGGUGGCGGAUCAGCCGAGGGAGGAGCCCACGAAUGGGAGUUGAGACCUGGAGGAAUGUUGGUUUAGAAACGAAACCCUGAUUCCACAACAAAAGCUUUGGUUCUUCUUCUUUCUUUCUCUUCUGCGUCGUUUUCUCCGAUAGGUGUUUAAAUUUUUUCUUGCUUUUUGUUUACUUCUUUUUUUUUUUUCUGGUUCUUAGAUUCUCUGUUUUCUUGAAUUUGAUUUUGUGCAUAAUGAGGGUCUUGUUUGUGUAUUGAUUUUGCUCAAAUAUGUUUUGACAUAACCUUGUCUUUUUUAGCUUUAGUAUUUGAGAGAUCCUUGUGGUUGUAAUUUUUUUUCUUUUUUGAAUAAUUUUUAUUUUAAGGU
Molecule: messenger RNA, 720 nt
Organism: Rubroshorea leprosula
Lineage: Eukaryota; Viridiplantae; Streptophyta; Magnoliopsida; Malvales; Dipterocarpaceae
Source: the annotation of a GenBank genome assembly